Vespa velutina is the source of this 5716-nucleotide messenger RNA. RefSeq lists its product as uncharacterized. Bases 7 to 5553 code for a protein of 1848 amino acids. Gene Ontology annotation, cellular component: plasma membrane. Gene Ontology annotation, molecular function: olfactory receptor activity; odorant binding. NCBI's taxonomy places the organism in Eukaryota, Metazoa, Arthropoda, Insecta, Hymenoptera, Vespidae. Gene Ontology annotation, biological process: sensory perception of smell; detection of chemical stimulus involved in sensory perception of smell. The transcript is spliced from 43 exons. The record is from RefSeq and is a predicted model, not a curated record.
AACGUUAUGGAUAUUUUCGAUCACCCUUACUACAAAGUUAACAAACGUUUAUUAGUGCUGAUAGGGCAAUGGCCUUAUCAGAAUUCAUAUGAUCGUUUUUUCCGUAGAUGUUUUGUGAAUUUCAUAUUUACCGGAUUUGCUAUCACACAGAUUGCACUGGUUUCUACCUGUAAUGGAAAUAUUGAUGUGAUACUCGAGAGUGUACCAUUUAUAUGCGUUUUUAUCGCUAUGGUAAUAAAAUAUUACACAUAUCAGAUUCAAAGGAAUAACAUGCAGUAUCUUCUGAAACAUAUUGUUAAAAAUUGGCAAAUAUGGGAAACACGAGAGGAAAUGAAUAUCAUGCACGAAUUUGCCGGCGAAGGAAGAUUCUUUACGUUGGUCUAUAUAACAUAUAUAUACAUAUGUAUGAUAUUUUUCCUUAUAUUGCCAUUUUUUCCGCGUCUUAUGGAUAUCAUCGUACCUUUAAACGAGUCUCGCCCUUUGAGAUCAAUAAUUAAGAGUUAUUACUUCGUCGACGGAAAUGAAUACUUCUAUUCUAUUUAUUGUCACAUGAGUAUAGAAAUUACGGUUGGAAUUACUGUAUUAAUUGCUUCAGAUAGUUUAUUUUUGGUUUUUAAUUCACACAUAUGCGGUUUGUUUUCUGCUGUAGGUUUUCGUUUAGAACAUUUGUUGUUCAAUCGGAUUGACUCGGAAAUUUUAUUGGAUCGUCAAAUAAGAAAACUAUGUAUCGACAACUUUGUACAUUCUAUUAAAAAUCACAAAAGAGCAUUGGAGUUUGCUGAACUUAUUGAAUCUUCUUAUUCAAUAUCUUUCCUUAUACAAGCUUUUUUGGGUUUGAUAUGUUUGAGCAUUUCUAUGUUUCUAAUAUUAAUGUCACUUGACAAACCACCAGAAGCACUCACAUUUUUGAUUUUCGCAUGUGCUCAAUUUCUUCAUCUUUUAUGUAUAUGUUAUCCUGGACAAAGAAUGAUAGAUUACAGUACUGAUAUACGUAUUAAAGCAUAUAAUGGAUUGUGGUACGAAGCACCAAUUGAAAUUCAUAGAUUAGUGUUACUAAUAAUACGACGAAGUAUGGAACCUUGUUAUUUGACUGCUGGAAAAACAUUUAUAUUUUGUUUAGAAACUUUUUCAAAGAUUUUGCAAACUUCUGGUUCGUACUUCAUGAACGCUUUACGCCCUCGAAACGUUAUGGAUACUUUCGACCACCCUUACUAUAAAGUUAACAAGCGUUUAUUGAUGAUGGUAGGGCAAUGGCCUUAUCAGAAUUCGUAUGAUCGUUUUUUCGGUAGAUGCAUUGUAAAUUUUAUAUUUAUCGUUUUUACUAUCACACAGGUGGCAUUGAUUUGUACCUGUAAUGGAAAUAUCGACAUUAUACUCGAAAGUAUACCAUUUAUAUGUGGUUUUAUCGCUAUGGUUAUUAAAUAUUAUAGCUAUCAAGUUCAGAGAAAUAAAAUUCGGAUUCUUUUGAAACACGUUGUUAACAAUUGGCAAAUAUUGAAAACUCGAGAAGAAAUGGAUAUCAUGCACAAAUUUGCCGGCGAAGGAAGAUUUAUUACGUUCGUCUAUAUAAUAUAUAUAUAUACAUGUAUGAUAAUGUUCCUUAUUACUCCACUUUUACCACGUCUGAUGGAUGUCAUUCUACCUUUGAACGAGUCUCGCCCAUUGAGAAGUGUAAUUAGAGGCUAUUACUUCAUUGACGAAAAAGAAUAUUUCUAUGCGAUUUAUUGUCACAUGUGUAUAGAAAUUACGAUUGCAAUUACAGUACUCAUUGCUACGGAUAGUUUAUUUUUGGUUUUUAAUUCACACAUAUGUGGUUUAUUUGCCAUAGUAGGAUUUCGUCUGGAACACUUGUUGCACGAUCAGAUCGAUUCUAAAAUUUUAUUGGAUAAUCAAAAAAGAAAAAUGGUUUUCAAUAACGUAGUACAUACUAUUAAAAAUCAUAAAAGAGCAUUGGAGUUUGCUGAACUUAUUGAAUCUUGUUAUUCGAUACCUUUUCUUGUACAGUCUUUUUUGGGAUUGAUAUGUUUGAGCGUUUCUAUGUUUCUAGUAUUAAUGUUGCUGGAUAAAAGAGCAGAAGCAUUUAGGUUCAUCGCUUUUUCAUCUGCACAAUUUCUUCAUCUUUUAUGUAUAUGUUAUCCUGGACAAAGAAUGAUAGAUUACAGUACUGAUAUACACAUUAAAGCAUAUAAUGGAUUGUGGUACGAAGCACCAAUUGAAAUUCAUAGAUUAGUGUUAUUAAUAAUACGACGAAGUAUGGAACCUUGUUAUUUGACUGCUGGAAAAAUAUUUAUAUUUUGUUUAGAAACUUUUUCAAAGAAUGCUUUACGCUUUCGUAACGUUAUGGAUAGUUUCGAGCAUCAUUACUAUAAAUUCAAUAAACGUUUAUUAGUGCUGAUAGGACAAUGGCCUUAUCAGAAUUCGAUUGAUUGUUUUUUCCGUAGAUGCAUUGUUAAUUUUAUAUUUAUCAUUUUUGUUAUAACACAGGUAGCAUUGAUUCUUACCUGUAAUGGAAACAUCGAUAUGAUACUCGAAACUACACCAAGUAUAUGUGGUUUUAUCAUUAUAGCUAUUAAAUAUUACACCUAUCAGAUUCAAAGAAAUGAUGUAAGUUUUCUUCUAAUUAAUUUAAUAGCCAAAAAAAUUACGAUUGCAAUUACUCUACUCAUUGCUACGGAUAGUUUAUUUUUGGUUUUUAAUUCACACAUAUGUGGUUUAUUUGCCAUAGUAGGAUUUCGUCUGGAACACUUGUUGCACGAUCAGAUCGAUUCUAAAAUUUUAUUGGAUAAUCAAAAAAAAAAAAUGAUUUUCAAUAACGUAGUACAUACUAUUAAAAAUCAUAAAAGAGCAUUGAAGUUUGCUGAACUCAUUGAAUCUUGUUAUUCGGUAUCUUUUCUUAUGCAAUCUUGCGUAGGACUGAUAUGUUUGAGCGUUUCUAUGUUCCAAAUAUUAAUGUUGCUGGAUAAAAUAUCAGAAGCAUUUAGAUUUUUUGCUUAUUCUUGUGCUCAGUUUGUUCAUCUUUUAUGUAUAUGUUAUCCAGGUCAAAGAAUGAUAGAUUACAGUACUGAUAUACGUACUAAAGCAUAUAAUGGUCUAUGGUACAAAGCGCCAAUUGAAAUUCAUAGAUUAGUGUUAUUAAUAAUACGACGAAGUAUGGAACCUUGUUAUUUGACUGCUGGAAAAACAUUUAUAUUUUGUUUAGAAACUUUUGCGAAGAUUCUCCAAACAUCCGGUUCGUAUCUCAUGAUGUCAAAAGAAUCAACAAAAGAAAUUAUAAUGCACAACGUUUGCAAUAUUUUGCGGGAAGAAAAUUAUGGUCUUUCGGAGUCCUACACUUUUAUCGUGACGAGUAUAGCAUGUGCGAUGAGUAUGAAUCAACCAGUAAAUAUGAAUAUCUUCGAGGGUGGCUUUUAUAAGUGUAACUAUCUUCUCUUAUAUUUUCUUGGAUUGUGGCCUUAUCAAAAGUCUCGUUCAUGGCGCUUUUAUCUCGUUAAUAUAAUGUUACUAUCAUUUAAUUUACCUCAGUUUCUAAAAUUGUACACUUCUAAGGAAGAUAUUGAUGUUAUAUUAAAAGUUAUUCCAGUUUGGGGUACAUCAAUGAACGCAAUUAUCAAGUAUUAUACUAUUCAUUUAAGCCCGUGCAAUAUGAAAACAUUAUUAGAUGAUAUUAUCAUUGAUUGGAAAAUUUGGAAUACCGAAAAAGACAUUGAAAUUAUGACGAAGUACGCUAAGGAAGGACGAUUAUAUAGUUUAAUAUACGCUGUAUAUGCAUAUUUUACCUCGAUAGUAUUCUUAGGUGUUAUCUUCGUGCCACGUAUGAUGGAUAUAAUUCAACCCCUUAACGAAUCUCGUCCUUUAAAAUUACCAAUUAUAUGCGAAUAUUUCCUAGAUCAGGAUAAAUAUUUUUAUCCAAUUUAUUUCCAUGUGUUUAUAUCCCUAUUAAUAUCUGUGACAGUUUUAAUAGCUGCCGAUAUCCAACUUAUGAUCUUUACUUAUCACGUUUGCAGUGCAUUUGCGGUUAUAGGAUAUCGUCUGGAAGAUUUUUUAAAGGACGCAUAUGUAAUAAAGAAUUGGACUAAUGAUCAGCGUAAAAGAUAUAGAGAAAAUCUCGUCUUUUCCAUUAAUGGUCACAGAAGGGCUAUAGAGUUCGCCAAUUAUAUCGAAUCUUCAUUUUCAUAUUCUUUGCUCCUACAAAGCGGUAUCAAUAUAAUUUGCAUGUCCAUUUCUUUGUAUCGGAUUAAUAAAGAAAUGGGGAAACGAUUCGAUGAAGUUUUACGAUAUGUUCUUUUUGUAAUUGGUCAACUAUUCCACAUGUUUUAUACUUCUUAUGCCGGACAAAUGAUAAUAGAUCAUAGUACUAAUAUAGGUGGAAAAGCUUAUAAUUCAAUGUGGUACGAAGCACCAAAAGAAAUAAAUAAAUUAUUAUUAUUAAUAAUGAAAAGAAGUGUCGAACAAUCGAAUUUGACUGCUGGAAAGAUCUUCAUCUUUUGUAUAGAAAGUUUUGGAACGAUAUUUCAAUUGUACACUUCUAAAGGAGAUUUUAAUAUGAUUAUUGAAAUUGUCCCGACGAUAGCAACGAUGAUAAACAUGAUGAUCAAAUAUUAUACUUAUUACAUCGGUAUGUUCAAUAUAAGAAAACUUUUGGAUAAAAUGAUCAUCGAUUGGAAAAUCUGGAAUACCAAGGAAGAAAUAGAAAUAAUUAAAAGAUAUGCCGAGGAAGGUCGCCUUUAUACUUUAGCAUAUACCAUAUAUAUAUACGUUAGUACGGUAUUAUAUUUAUCGAUAUCGUUUUUACCUCUUCUUCUGGACGUAAUUCUACCUUUAAACGUAUCACGGCCUUUGCAACCGAUCGUUUUAGGCGAAUACUACUUUAUCGAUCAAUCUGAACACUUUUAUUUCAUUUUCUGUCACAUGGCUUUAACAAUUUUACUUGCCAUGACGAUUGUAAUAGCAACCGAUACACAAUUCUUCGUUUUCACUUCUCACGCCUGCGGAGUGUUUUCAGUCGUAGGAUUUCGUUUCGAACGAUUAAUGAAAAGUAAUGAAAUUACUUUUAUGAUUAAUGAAAAGAAUAAAUAUUUUAAUUACCGUGAAUCAUUAAAUUACGUUGCAUGUUCCAUCGAAGGCCACAGCAGAGCUAUAGAGUUUGCGAAUCUUAUCGAAUCAUCUUUCUCAAUCCCUUUGCUUAUACAAUGUGGAGUAAACGUCGCAUGCUUGAGCGUUUCCUUAUAUCGUAUGACAAUGUUGUUGGACAUGUCCACGGAAACAUUCAAAUACAUUGCCUUUUUAGCCGCACAAUUAUUUCAUAUAUUUUGUAUAUGUUAUUCCGGACAAAGAAUAAUCGAUUAUAGCAGCGAGAUCUUUUUAAAAGCAUACAAUGGUCUUUGGUAUGAGGCACCAUUAGAGAUAAGAAAAUUAUUACUUUUGGUUAUAAGACGAGGCAUCAAACCAUCUAAAUUAACCGGUGGAAAUAUAUUUGUCUUUUGUCUGAAAGGUUUUUCAACGAUCGUUCAUACAUCUACCUCAUACUUCAUGUUUUUGUCCUCGAUGAAUUAAUUAAUAAAUCCUAUUUGAAGUAAUCAAGAUCUUGAAUGAUCAUUUUCUUUCUCACACAUCGUUCAUUGAUGAAUGAAACGAAAGAUAUUGAUGUAAAUAUCUGAAGAAGAACAAUUGCAAUAUUCGAAGAAAACAAACUUGUAAUUGUCUUUAUAAAUUCUCU